This is a messenger RNA of Trypanosoma grayi, 303 nucleotides long. RefSeq lists its product as hypothetical. The transcript has a single exon. The coding region runs from base 1 to 303 and encodes 100 amino acids. The record is from RefSeq and is a predicted model, not a curated record. NCBI's taxonomy places the organism in Eukaryota, Euglenozoa, Kinetoplastea, Trypanosomatida, Trypanosomatidae.
AUGGUGCACUACCCCUCACAGAGAGUGAACACCGAUUGCGUUGGGCCUGAAGGUGAAAGUGUGCACCUGUUUUUCCAUCGAGAUUUUGUUCAGUCUCAAAGGGUGUCUUCCACCACCUUCAUGCUUUCAGUAAGCAGGUUGAGCCGUGCAUUGCGAAAAGAAAGGGUGAUGAGAUGCAAUGCCUGCAUAACUGCCAUUAGCUUCUUAUUUCACCUUCAAGCUACACAUCACCAAAUUUCUCGGCACCCAUGCAGACAAGGGGGAAAUAAACACGAAAAGGCAAAUGAAAUGCCGGAGAAUUAA